Raphanus sativus (radish) is the source of this 2474-nucleotide messenger RNA. Its product is annotated as MA3 DOMAIN-CONTAINING TRANSLATION REGULATORY FACTOR 2. Bases 222 to 2285 code for a protein of 687 amino acids. Gene Ontology annotation, biological process: negative regulation of DNA-templated transcription. The transcript has 4 exons. Lineage: Eukaryota; Viridiplantae; Streptophyta; Magnoliopsida; Brassicales; Brassicaceae. The record is from RefSeq and is a predicted model, not a curated record.
AAAUAAAAUAAAAUAAAAGAUUUCGGUUACAUAAAAGCCACAACCGUGUUAAGGAAGGAGAAACAUAAAAAAUAAAAAUAAAAGAAGACAGAGACGCCUGCUUUGAUCGCCGGCGUUCUGUGUCACUCCGGCCAAGUCUUUCACCUUUUCCUCUCGAUCAGGCAGGAGAAUGCAAAACUAAUUGUUAGACAAUCCAAAAGUUGAGGAAUUGGAGGGAUUCAAUGGAGUCCAAAAAGCAGCAACAACAACUUGUAGACUCAAAAACGGAUCCACUCUCCAUUUCUCAAUUGAAUAUAUCUUCUUCUUCUCCUUCGCCAUUGCCACAGGCCAACACGGCGGAGGAACUGUUAAAGAGUCAUAGACAUUCUGAUCUCCCCUCAAAUGAAACUUGGGGAGAUUUAGAUGAUGACUCUACCGACCCAAACUACGACCCUAUCGAGGGCAACAACGGACAUUCAGAUCCAACAACCUUCGACGCAGAUCUAUGCGAGUACAAGAAAAAAGCCACGAUCAUCGUCGAGGAAUACUUCAGCACCAACGACGCUGCAUCAGUCGCCAACGAGCUAAAAGAGCUCGGUAUGGCCGAGUACCGUUACUAUUUCGUCAAGAAGCUGGUCUCCAUGGCAAUGGACAGGCACGACAAGGAGAAAGAAAUGGCUGCGUUUCUCCUGUCCACCCUCUACGCCGACGUCAUCGACCCUCAAGAACUCUACAGAGGUUUCAACAAGCUGGUGACCUCCGCAGACGAUCUCUCCGUAGAUAUACCCGACGCGGUCGACGUUCUCGCAGUCUUCGUGGCACGUGCCAUCGUCGACGACAUCCUCCCUCCCGCGUUUCUAAAGAAACAGAUGAAGGUGCUCCCUGAGGGCUCCAAAGGAGCGGAGGUGCUGAGGAAAGCGGAGAAGAGCUACCUAGCGGCUCCGCUUCACGCGGAAGUCGUUGAGAAGAGAUGGGGAGGGGCUGAUAACUGGACGGCGGAGGAUGUUAAAGGGAGGAUCAACGAGCUGUUGAAAGAGUAUGUGAUGAGUGGAGACAAGAAGGAAGCGUUUAGAUGCAUCAAAGCGUUGAAGGUUCCUUUCUUCCAUCACGAGAUUGUCAAAAGAGCGCUGAUCAUGGCCAUGGAGAGGCGUAAGGCGCAGGGGAAGCUGUUAGAGCUGUUGAGAGAAGCGACGGAGGUCGGGCUCAUAAACUCCACUCAGGUGACGAAAGGGUUUAGCAGAAUCAUCGAUUUGAUUGAAGAUCUUUCCCUUGAUAUACCGGAGGCGAGGAGUGUGUUGCAGUGUUUUAUCUCUAAAGGUGCUUCUGAAGGAUGGUUGUGUGCUUCUUCUCUGAAGACGCUCGAUGAUGAUUCGGGUGAGAAGCUGCUUGAAAACUCCAAGGCAUGUGAGUUUAAAGACAAGGUUAAGUCGACUGUCCGGGAGUAUUUCAUGUCGGGUGACGCUUUGGAGGUUGUGCAUUGUCUCGAAACCGAGCUGGGUGCGUGUUCGAGUCAGCUGCGUGCGAUGUUUGUGAAGUAUCUGAUAACUCUAGCGAUGGACAGGAAGAAGAGAGAGAAAGAGAUGGCUUGUGUUCUCGUCUCGUCUCUUGGCUUCCCUGCCAAAGACGUCAGGAAAGCGUUCUCGAUGCUGAUAGAGUCUGCGGAUGACACUGCUUUGGAUAACCCGGUGGUCGUUGAAGACCUCGCCAUGUUCUUAGCCAGAGCCGUGGUUGACGAGGUGUUAGCUCCGCGUGAUCUUGACGAGCUGCUGAGCCAGACGCCAGGGUGGUCGAGCGUGGGGGAGAAGGUGAUCCAGACGGCGAAGACGUUGCUGAAAGCGCGUCUCUCCGGGGAAAGGAUAUUGCGUUGCUGGGGAGGAGGAGGGGUGGUGGAGACGAACUCCCCCGGGUGCACUGCGAGCGAGGUGAAGGUGAAGAUUCAGGUGCUUCUUGAUGAGUAUGUAUCUGGUGGGGAAGUGGGGGAGGCUUGUAGGUGCGUGAAGGAGCUAGGGAUGCCGUUUUUCCACCACGAGGUGGUGAAGAAGUCGGUGGUGAGGAUCAUAGAGGAGCAGGAGAAGAAGGAGCGGGUGUGGGAGCUGCUGAGAGUGUGUUUCGAGUCGGGGCUGGUGACGAUUUAUCAGAUGACUAAAGGGUUUAAGAGAGUGGGUGAGGCGGUUGAGGAUCUGUGUUUGGAUGUCCCUGAUGCUUGGGACAAGUUUAAGAGUUGCGUGGAAAGAGCCAAGGUUGAAGGAUUCUUGGAUGAGUCAUUUGCUAUUGAGGAGGGCUCGUCUUCGUCUGCAGCAUUCUGAAACCUCUUUUAACUAGAGAGACGCAAAUUUACAUUUUGAAUCCUUUUUUAUUUUUUUCUGGUUUUAUCAAUACUAUUAAAUUUGCAGUGUGACCUAUUGAUACAUGUUAGAUCCAAUUAUUUACAAUCUACUUUUUGAAAUAACUAACUGCCAAUAUUUAACAUAUGUAAUAUAACGUGGUUUGUGAUA